Molecule: messenger RNA, 10865 nt
Organism: Trichechus manatus latirostris (Florida manatee)
Lineage: Eukaryota; Metazoa; Chordata; Mammalia; Sirenia; Trichechidae
Gene: CAMTA1
Product: calmodulin binding transcription activator 1
Exons: 23
Coding region: 5575-10566 (1663 amino acids)
Biological process (GO): regulation of transcription by RNA polymerase II
Cellular component (GO): nucleus
Molecular function (GO): transcription coregulator activity; protein binding; double-stranded DNA binding
Source: RefSeq, a predicted model, not a curated record
CCGCCUGUGUGGGUGCGCCCGUGCGUGUGCGUGCGUGCGUGUGUGUGUAGAAAAAAAAAGUCAAACCUUUUUAUAAUUGUCUAAGCAUGAAUUUUGAUCAUUUAGAUAUAUGAUUGAUUGGAAUACUUAUUUUAACAUUUGAGCAUCAGCAUUAUACUAGGUAUGUAUAGAAUAUAAAUUCAGAAGCGUUCUUCAUAUAAGGAAGUGGUAGAAAAAUACUUUCCUCUUCUGAUUAACUGGUAUGUUUCAUAUUAUCAGAUAGUAAGAAGUACAGGAGCUGCUGUGACUUUUUCAAUGCCAGAGAGUAUUGUAUCUAAAUUUAAUGCUUGAUUGUGGUGACCAUUCUUAGCCUAGAUAUCUGGUACAAUUAUCACUACCUUUCUUUACUCUGUGACUUUUAAUGCUUUACACUUUUUAAUGGUACAGUUAUUUGUGUCUCACUUUCUCUUUGAUAAGUAGCCUCAAAUUCUUUUUGGAUGCAGGUUAGGUAUAAAUACUGAGGGUAAUAAUAAAAAGUUAAUGUGAAAUACACCUUUUCUUUUUCUCCUCUAUUAAGUCACAUUUCCCUCCUCUCAAUGUUUAUAGAAGCCAAUUCUGCUAAUAUUGUACUCUUAAGAACUCUUGCUUAGAACUGUUGUAGUAUGUGUUUUGUCAGUGUCUUUCGUUCAUGUGAAUAUUUUUGUGGUGACAGGUGGUGUUUUGGUAAUGAGUGUUUUGUAUUUCUAUUAUAUAGAUUGUUUUCUAAAAUGUGCUGUACCUUCUAGAAUCAUUUACCGUGCCCUUUUUUGUUGUUCUAGAUGACUUAAACCAUACCUUUCUUUUCUUCAGCCUUUCCUUUAUUUUUUGCUCCUUCCCACACAAAAAGGCUUCUUUUAUUGCCCUCAUCAUCAUUAUUAUUAAAAAGGUGUUUGUGAAUCUACUAUAUUCAUAGGCUUUCUAUUUUUCAGUAAAAAGGGGUGUCUACCUUGCCUUUUGUCCUGUAUGUACCAUGAGGAAGUGUUACUUCUUGUUCCCCUAAGGAUGGGUAGAAUAGGAUUUAAACUACAAGGCAAGGGAUGGUAGUAGUUUGGUGACUAGAUAUCGAUCUGGGGUAAAACACUGGGUCCCUCUGAUAUCUGAGCCUCCCCGUAUCGUAAUUUGGAAAUUUGUUUUUCCUGCAGUUUAGCCAGCUUCCGUCUGUCUCUUUGAUUUAAUAAUGGUACAUUUCUUUGGGUAUAGCCAACUUCAUUUGGGGUCUUCAUUCACAAGGAAGUGUGGGUUCUUUUCCUAAUGUUAAUUUGCCUGCUAUAGUACUAUCUUUAGUCUUUGGUGUAUUCGAGAUCCGAGUGUGAAGCAAGAAAUGUUCUUGCUCUGCUUCCUUGUCCAUGUGACUUGAAUGAGAGUGCACGGUCAUUCACUCUGUUUUCCAUAUUAUGGUGUGUAAUCUAUCUUUCUUUUAAUUUUGUUUGAAUCUCUAAUCAGGCUCAGGUUCAGGAUACAGGUUGAUCAGACACUUAUCAGAUCCUUUUAUUUUGUACCACGUAUGUAAGGGAAGAGUAGGUCAUGUCCGUCAGUCCUGUGAUUAAUCAGAAAGAGGGUCUUGUAAAUAUAUAAUUUGUCUUCCAUCCCAUGAUAUUUGUCAUGUAUUUGUAAGGAAGUCUUUCUUUGUAUAUAUUGACAAUGGGCGGCAGCCCCUGAUUUUUUAUAUGAUGGGACAAAGUAAAGGAUAGUUUGUUGCUGUCAGUAUGCUGGCUGUGUAUUUCUGAGGUUGUGUUGCAUCUUUCUGCUUUGAACGCCAUUGCUUGUAGAAGGUCAUGGGCCUCCUUGUGUAAAGAUUGGUAAUGCUUCCUGAGCAUUUUUUUAGCUCAUUACCCUGGACUAAAAGAGAAAUAUUAUGUACCCCACUGCAAAGAGAGGCCAAGUGUCAGCCACAUUACUUCCCUUUGCACUCUUUUUUUAGAGGAUUGUUCGUUUACUUUCAACUGAUUGACACAGCAUAAGAUGGAAGGACCCCAGAUAUUUUUUAAUGGUUCUUCCGCAUUCACCCCCAGUGCUUUGUUGAUUCUUGAUACAGUUGCUUGUCUUCUUAUACACGAGUCCUUUGCUCAUUUAGAAAAGUCCUGUCACUUUUUUUUUCCUCCAAAUUUAAGCAGGCCUUUCAAGUCAUGUAACAUAUCCCUUCCUGAGACCUUGAGCAGAAGGUGACCAGGAGGGAGAUGCGUGGGUUUGGGGCUGUAUUCAUCACUCUGCUCUCUGCAAUAUAGUUUCAUAGUUACAUGUGCACAAAGUGGCAUGCCUUGCAAGAAAUGUUUGGGACUGAGUUCUUAACAUUCUUAAAUGUGUUAAUAAUUGGAGACUAAUUAAGUAGCAUAAGUCUUAAACCACUAAUCUCGCUUCGUAAAGGCAUCUAAAAUGCCCCCCAUCUUCUAAUGCCCCCAUCUUCCCCCCCCAAAAUCCAACAACAGCCAUAACAACAAAAUCCUCAAAAAGCAAAACAUGAUCACUCCUGCUCUAAGGUUAGUCACUAGCUUUGGACGUGAUACCUAAUUGGUACUUUUAGAUGUACAGUCUCAAUGGGGUUGACGUGUGAAAAGCCUUUUGGGACACACAAUUUCCAUUCAUUCAACAGAACAUGUACUGUCUCUCCUAUUUUUCCUUAUCAUUUACCUCAAGGGAAGAUUAUGUAUUUCGUCAGUUAAAAACACUUGCAAAAUGGAUUGCUUUUCCUCAUUUAUUCUCACUUACCCAUUGGAAUGAGUUCUGACAUUCGUCUUCUCAUGAUAAUAGUAAAUUACUAUGCCCCGACUUUUGUGUUCAACGUCUGUGAGAUAACGGGGAGCUAAUUCCCAGUAAGGACAGUAGGACAAGUUGUGACUAUAACUUUCUCCAUACAGCAUAUGACUUAUUGCAGGAAUGAUUUAUACUUUCAACUAAAUCUUAGUGUCUGUAACAAGUGAUAAACUUAUUAUUUAAUCUUUUUCGCAGUGCACGUUUAACAAGCUGUAUCCGUGUGUUAUACUAGAAUGAUACACAGAUACAACCAGAGGUACUCCUUCAACUGAAAACAAACAAACAAAAAAAAACAGCCAAAAAAAGAAAACAGAAAGCCCUUCUUUCCAGUUUUGAAAAAAAAGGUAUAUAUGUAUUUUUUCCUUCAUCAGGCUUGAUUUAGAUUUGUAGGAGGCAUUUUUGAAGGUAUGUUAAUACUACCAAGAACUAACUUAAUCUUUUAAAACUUAUAUUUGGUUUUUUAUCUUUUUCUUAAAAGUCAUUUCUGAGGAUGUAUGUGCCCCAUUGGUUUUCUGGGGCACUUGGAUAUCAAACCAUUUGGGAGCAGUAAAUGGGUACAAGGUGUGAAAUUACCGAAUAGAAAGAAAAAAAGAUGCUUUAGUGAAAAAUUACCCAUUUAUUAUUAAAAAUAAUCUCAAAGUGAUGAUUGGAAGUGUAAAUUCAGAUAUUUUAAGAAAAAGCGGCAUGCUGAUGUGGUUACCAUUGUGAAACCAAUGUAUGUAUUGUAUAAAGAACAUUCCGCAAAUGGGGAUGUUUAAAAGAUGAAGUUGAUGGGAUUGGUUUUUUUUAAAGUGCUAAGGGUUUUUUUUUUUCCUUUAAAAAUUAAUUAAAAUAAAAUAGCCCUUCUUAGUGAAGAAAAUGUAAACUUUAAUGAACGUUCAGCCGAGUGAAACACUUAAAACGUUAAGAUUCAAGAUAAGGAAUUUUUAUCGUGAAUCCACAAGGGGGUAGUGAUGUUCUAUCAAAGAUAUUUGUGGUGGCAACGUGAGAUGAUCUCUUCUAACAUUUUAGAUUUACAGAUAAAACUGGCAUGCUUGCAUUUUAACUUAAUAAGAUCUUCUUUUAAAAAUGUUUAUUGACAAAACUGUUUAUCGCUUAAAUUUUUAAAAAAUCCAUUUGGGUGAAUGGCUACUUUAAGCUCUAUGAAUGGUAAAGAAGAGAGAAUGUCCUUGUAGUUUUGUGCUUCUGGGAGUUUACUAAGAAUCUGAGGGUCACUUAUUUUCCAAGAAUGUAGUAAUCUUAAAUUUCCUGGGAAACAUUAGGAAUCUAGGAAUCAGUAACUUAAGUGUCCCAGAUAAAAGGAUUUUAGUAAAUUGUGUCUAAAUUUUACAGAAGUUUGUAUUCUUAGUUGUAUUUUUAGCUCUGCCAAGAGAUGAAAAAUGUGAACAAUCCACACCACUAGCCGCUUUUAAUAGUUCUGAGUUAAUCAAAUUUUUAUAAUCUCUUUUCUUAUUAGUUUAUAUGGUAUCAUUAGAUAGAAGCCUUUUUUUUCCUCUCCCCCACACAUAAAAACUCCAGUAGCUUGCCUCUGGUCACUGUGUCCUAUCCUGUUGUAUUCAGAAUUACUUAAAAUUAGGUGUGGUGUGGCAGUGCCAGGUAGUUUUCAAUGGAGGAAUAAAACCUGUCUAGCUGUAUCAUGCACUCUUUUUUGAAUGAUAUGCCAUGUGGUGGGAGAAAGAUUUAAGGUUGGGAUGGGGGGACUACGUUCUAUUUAUUUAGAGUUAAACAAUUAUCUUUAAAAAAUGUUACUUCUAACAUUAAUAACAUGAAACAUGCCCAUGGUUUAGAAGUUACGCUUGUUUGUGGGCUAUACACAUUGUUUAUUUUUCAUUUUUGGUGUAGGGAAUUGUUAGUUAAUAUAGCUUUUCUGUUUUUUUUUUUUAGUAUCUUUUUCCUUUCCUCUUUCUGAGCGAGGGCUUUUUCUUUUAUCUCCUUUGCUAAAUGACUUUGGUGAUUUAACAUCCCCAAAGAUGCACUGUUUUUUUUCACAUACUACUCUAAGCUCUACCGGGAGCUGAACUAUGAUGUCAGCAUUUUCAUUCAUGAAUUUGAUUCUUCUAAAUCUCUUUUCUUGUUUUGUAUUUCUGAACUGACUUCUGGCACAUGCACAAAUCGGUUUAACAUCAGUCAGCCCAUAAAUCAACGAUAAAAGGUAAAAGAUAAGGUAGUGGGGUUGUUAUUUAGAUAGUGCUGUAGUCUUGCUGAUUUGCAUCAGUGUAGUUUGGAUAAGGUUUCUGGCCAAACUGAUUGAAAUCUAAAAACAGUUUAAUUAUCUUACGGUUUUGUGGAUUGAGCUGUGUUGUGAACAUUUUGACACUAAAUUUUUGUUCUUGCAUGAGGUUCUGAUUCCUGUGCUGCAGCUGCAUUGUCAUAAAGUAGUAUUUUAUAAUUUGACUUGGAGGAUUUUACUUUAUUUCAGAGAGAUUAGGUUGGGAGAUUAAAUUACAUUCCAUUCAGAUUAUUUAUGUAAUGAAUUUGGUCUUUCCCUUUUGAUCAUUCUGUUGAUUUUGAAAUAUUUUAAAGAACUUUAUUGUGGUACUUUUACUUUUUAAUGUUACUAUAAUUGUUAUCAUUAGAGAACUAGUGUAGCAUCCCUUGUGUCAGAAUUGGGUUUCAUUUCCCCUAGAUUGUACACUCAUGUAGCCGUUGACUUCAGUUUCUUCUCCAGGGAGGUCACUGCUUGUAAUUUAGUACUGCGUGAGAGCAGUUUUUGAAGAAAUCUUAUUUGGAGUUUUCCUCUGCAGGGCCGAGUUUGAGGCUGAGCCUCCGGCGCAUGGCAUCUUUCGAGCCUCCUGUAGUUGAUGAAUGAGCGUUUCCCAAAGUGUAUUCUGCGGAACUAGCACCUACUGUGUUCUCAACAGCGUGCCACCUAUAGAAGAUGAUCAUGGGAACAGCAAUAGUAGUCAUGUAAAAAUCUUUUUACCGAAAAAGCUGCUUGAAUGUCUGCCGAAAUGUUCAAGUUUACCAAAAGAGAGGCACCGCUGGAACACUAAUGAGGAAAUUGCAGCUUAUUUAAUAACAUUUGAGAAACACGAAGAAUGGCUAACCACAUCCCCUAAGACAAGACCACAGAAUGGCUCUAUGAUACUCUACAACAGGAAGAAGGUGAAAUACAGGAAAGAUGGGUAUUGCUGGAAAAAGAGGAAAGAUGGGAAAACGACCAGAGAGGAUCACAUGAAACUGAAGGUCCAGGGAGUGGAGUGCUUGUACGGCUGCUAUGUCCAUUCCUCCAUCAUCCCCACCUUCCACCGGAGGUGCUACUGGCUCCUUCAGAACCCCGACAUCGUCCUGGUGCACUACCUGAAUGUGCCAGCCAUCGAGGACUGCGGCAAGCCCUGCGGCCCCAUCCUCUGCUCCAUCAACACCGACAAGAAGGAGUGGGCAAAAUGGACAAAAGAGGAGCUCAUCGGGCAGCUCAAGCCCAUGUUCCACGGCAUCAAGUGGACCUGCAGCAAUGGGAACAGCAGCUCAGGCUUCUCGGUGGAGCAGCUGGUGCAGCAGAUCCUUGACAGCCACCAGACCAAGCCCCAGCCCCGGACCCACAACUGCCUCUGCACUGGCAGCCUGGGAGCAGGCAGCAGCAUGCACCACAAGUGUAACAGUGCCAAACACCGCAUCAUCUCACCCAAGGUGGAGCCACGGACCGGGGGGUACGGGAGCCACGCGGAGGUGCAGCACAACGAUGUGUCAGAGGGCAAGCACGAGCACAGCCACAGCAAGAGCUCGAGCCGUGAGAAGCGCAAUGGCAAGGUGGCCAAGCCAGUUCUGCUGCACCAGAACAGCACCGAGGUGUCCUCCACCAACCAGGUAGAGGUCCCCGACACCACCCAGAGCUCCCCCGUGUCCAUCAGCAGUGGGCUUAACAGCGACCCGGACAUGGUGGACAGCCCCGUGGUCACCGGUGUAUCCAGCAUGGCGGUAGCCUCCGUGAUGGGGAGCCUGUCCCAGAGCGCCACGGUGUUCAUGUCAGAGGUCACCAAUGAGGCCGUGUACACCAUGUCCCCCACUGCUGGCCCCAACCACCACCUCCUCUCACCUGAUGGCUCUCAGGGCCUGGUCCUGGCUGUGAGUUCUGAUGGCCACAAGUUCACCUUCCCCACCACGGGUAGCUCCGAAAGCUUAUCAAUGCUGCCCACCAACGUGUCUGAAGAGUUGGUCCUUUCCACCACCCUUGACGGUGGCCGGAAGAUUCCAGAAACCACCAUGAACUUUGACCCCGACUGUUUCCUCAACAACCCAAAGCAGGGCCAGACCUAUGGGGGCGGAGGCCUGAAGGCCGAGAUGGUCAGCACCAACAUUCGGCACUCGCCACCCGUGGAGAGGAGCUUCAGCUUCACCACCAUCCUCACCAAGGAGAUCAAGACUGAGGACACCUCCUUCGAGCAGCAGAUGGCCAAGGAAGCAUACUCCUCCUCUGCCGCAGCCACCGCCUCCAGCUCCCUCACGCUGACCACCGGCUCCAGUCUGCUGCCCUCAGGCGGCGGCCUCAGCCCCAGCACCACCCUGGAGCAGAUGGACUUCAGCGCCAUAGACUCCAACAAGGACUACACAUCCACCUUCAGCCAGACGGGCCACAGCCCCCACAUCCACCAGACCCCCUCCCCGAGCUUCUUCCUGCAGGAUGCCAGCAAGCCCCUCCCCCUCGAGCAGAACGCCCACAGCAGCCUGAGUGACUCUGGGGGCACCUUCGUGAUGCCCACGGUGAAGACAGAGGCCUCAUCCCAGACCAGCUCUUGCAGCGGCCAUGUGGAGACUCGGAUAGAGUCCACCUCCUCCCUCCACCUCAUGCAAUUCCAGGCCAACUUCCAGGCCAUGACGGCGGAAGGGGAGGUCACCAUGGAGACUUCACAGGCAGCCGAGGGCGGCGAGGUCCUCCUCAAGUCCGGGGAUCUGCAGGCCUGUAGCUCUGAGCACUACCUGCAGCCCGAGAGCAAUGGGGUGAUCCGGAGCGCCGGCGGCGUGCCCAUCCUCCCAGGCAACGUGGUACAGGGCCUCUACCCAGUGGCCCAACCCAGCCUGGGCAAUGCCUCCAACAUGGAGCUCAGCCUGGACCACUUUGACAUCUCCUUUAGCAACCAGUUCUCCGACCUGAUCAAUGACUUCAUCUCCGUGGAGGGGGGCAGUGGCACUAUCUACGGACACCAGCUGGUGUCAGGGGACAGCACGGCACUCUCGCAGGCGGAGGAUGGGGCCCGCGCGCCCUUCACCCAGGCCGAGAUGUGCAUCCCUUGCUGCAGCCCCCAGCAGGGGGGCCUGCAGCUCAGCAGCGCUGAGGGCGCGGCCAGCACCAUGGCCUACAUGCACGUCGCCGAGGUGGUCUCGGCCGCCUCGGCCCAGAGCACCCUAGAGAUGCUGCAGCAGAGUGGACGGGUGUUCAUGGUGACCGACUACUCGCCGGAGUGGUCCUACCCAGAGGGAGGAGUGAAGGUCCUGAUCACAGGCCCGUGGCAAGAAGCCAGCAAUAACUACAGCUGCCUGUUCGACCAGAUCUCAGUGCCUGCGUCCUUGAUUCAGCCUGGGGUACUGCGCUGCUACUGCCCAGCCCAUGACACUGGUCUCGUGACCCUACAAGUUGCCUUCAACAACCAGAUCAUCUCCAACUCGGUGGUGUUUGAGUACAAAGCCCGGGCGUUGCCCACUCUCCCUUCCUCCCAGCACGACUGGCUGUCGUUGGAUGAUAACCAGUUCAGGAUGUCCAUCCUAGAACGACUGGAGCAGAUGGAAAGGAGGAUGGCUGAGAUGACGGGAUCCCAGCAGCACAAGCAGGGGGCUGGAGGAGGAGGUAGCAGUGGAGGUGGCAAUGGGAGUGGAAAUGGAGCAAGUCAAGCUCAGUGUGCUUCUGGGACUGGGACUUUGGGGAGCUGCUUUGAGAGCCGCGUGGUUGUUGUAUGUGAGAAGAUGAUGAGCCGAGCCUGCUGGGCAAAAUCCAAGCAUUUGAUCCAUUCAAAGACUUUCCGUGGAAUGACCCUCUUACACCUGGCUGCUGCCCAGGGUUAUGCCACUCUAAUCCAGACCCUCAUCAAAUGGCGCACAAAGCAUGCAGAUAGCAUUGAUUUGGAACUGGAAGUUGACCCCUUGAAUGUGGAUCACUUCUCCUGUACUCCUCUGAUGUGGGCAUGUGCUCUUGGGCACUUGGAAGCUGCUGUCGUGCUGUAUAAGUGGGACCGUCGGGCCAUCUCUAUUCCUGACUCUCUAGGAAGGCUGCCUUUGGGGAUUGCCAGGUCAAGGGGUCAUGUGAAAUUAGCAGAGUGUCUGGAGCACCUGCAGAGAGAUGAGCAGGCUCAGCUGGGACAGAAUUCCAGAAUCCAUUGCCCUCCAAGCGAAGAGCCUAAUACAGAUAGCUGGAUGGCCCAGUGGCACAGUGAUGCCAUCAGCUCUCCAGAAAUUCCCAAAGGAGUCACUGUUAUUGCAAGUACCAAUCCAGAGCUGAGAAGACCUCGGUCUGAACCCUCUAAUUACUACAGCAGUGAGAGCCACAAAGAUUAUCCAGCUCCCAAAAAGCAUAAAUUGAACCCUGAGUACUUCCAGGCAAGGCAGGAGAAGCUGCUUUCCACUGCACUGAGUCUGGAACAGCCAAAUAUCAGGAAGCAGAGCCCUAGUUCUAAGCAGUCUGUCCCUGAGACAAUCAGCCCCAGUGAAGGAGUGAGGGACUACAGCCGGGAACUCUCCCCUCCCACUCCAGAGACUGCAGGAUUCCAAGCCUCUGGAUCUCAGCCUGUAGUAAAGUGGAAUUCCAAAGAUCUUUACAUUGGUGUGUCUACAGUACAGGUGACUGGAAAUCCGAAGGGGACCAGUGUAGGAAAGGAUGCAACACCUUCACAGGUGCGUCCACGGGAACCAAUGAGUGUCCUGAUGAUGGCUAACAGAGAGGUGGUGAAUACAGAGAUGGGGUCCUACCAUGAUAGUGCAGAAAACGAAGAAUGCUCACAACCCAUGGAUGAUAUACAGGUGAACAUGAUGACCUUGGCAGAACACAUUAUUGAAGCCACACCUGACCGAAUUAAGCAGGAGAAUUUUGUGCCCAUGGAGUCCUCAGUGUUGGAAAGAACAGAUACUGCUGCUAUUAGCAGUACAAUGAGCUGGCUGGCCAGUUACCUAGCUGAUGUCGAUCAUCUGCCAAAUGCUGCCCAGAUCAGAAGUGCAUAUAACGAGCCUCUAACCCCUUCUUCUAAUACCAGCUUGAGCCCUGUAGGCUCUCCCAUCAGUGAAAUAGCUUUCGAGAAACCUAGCCUUCCCUCAGCAGCAGACUGGUCUGAAUUCCUGAGUGCAUCUACCAGUGAGAAGGUAGAGAAUGAGUUUGCUCAGCUAACUCUGUCUGAUCAUGAACAGAGAGAACUCUAUGAAGCUGCCAGGCUUGUCCAGACAGCUUUCCGGAAAUACAAGGGCCGACCCUUGAGGGAACAGCAAGAAGUAGCUGCUGCUGUCAUUCAGCGUUGUUAUAGGAAAUACAAACAGCUGACAUGGAUAGCCUUGAAGUACGCACUUUAUAAAAAGAUGACACAGGCUGCCAUCCUUAUCCAGAGCAAAUUCCGAAGUUACUAUGAACAAAAAAAGUUCCAGCAGAGCCGACGUGCUGCUGUGCUGAUCCAGAAGUAUUACCGGAGCUAUAAGAAGUGUGGCAAAAGACGGCAGGCUCGCCGGACAGCUGUAAUUGUACAACAGAAACUCAGGAGCAGUUUGCUAACCAAAAAGCAGGACCAAGCUGCUCGAAAAAUAAUGAGGUUUCUACGCCGCUGCCGCCACAGCCCCCUGGUGGACCAUAGGCUGUACAAAAGGGUGAGUUUAGCUGCCUGCUAGCCAGUUUAUCUUCCAUUUUCGAUAUUUUGCUUUUUGCUUGCUUGCAUGGGGCUGCAGCCUAGGUAUGCCAGUAAGUUUCACAUCCAUUUUGAAUGAAAUAAGAUAAAAAAAACUAACCCUAAUUACUAACACUGCUGUUUUAUACGACAGGAGAACAGUCUCAUACAGUAGAUGUACAAAUGCAUGAGUAAGUAAAAGGGAGGCACCUUCUGAGGCCACCGCAGCAGGGCAUGCAUAGAACUUGGUGGAAACUUCUUCAGUAUACAAAAGUGUCUGGUGGUACGAGUUUAAAAUCUAAA